Helianthus annuus (common sunflower) is the source of this 3121-nucleotide messenger RNA. Its product is annotated as spastin. Gene Ontology annotation, molecular function: ATP binding; ATP hydrolysis activity. NCBI's taxonomy places the organism in Eukaryota, Viridiplantae, Streptophyta, Magnoliopsida, Asterales, Asteraceae. The record is from RefSeq and is a predicted model, not a curated record. The transcript is spliced from 16 exons. Gene Ontology annotation, cellular component: mitochondrial outer membrane. The coding region runs from base 424 to 2859 and encodes 811 amino acids.
AAAAAAACAAACAAGCAUAUCCAAUCCAUGUUUGGAUUGAUGGUCAGAACACGUGAGCCGCUCGUGAAGGGUACACCUCAACACCGCCAUUAGAAUUGUAUAAAGCGGCAAAUACCUCACUGCCACAUAACCACUCUCCACCACACCGCCGCCGCCGCCGCCGAAGAUGACUUCCUUCUGUUCAACUUUAUGAACACAAACACUAUCAAAGAGUGGAGAAAAUAUACCAUAAUAAACUUGUAAUUAUAGUAGCAUAACACAGGAUUGGAUCAGUUUGAUAGUAUAUGUUUGGCUAUGUUGUGAUAUUUUGGUGCAUAAUUUGAAAAUUGUAAACCGUCACCGUCGUGUGUGUGAUCGAUAGUUUCAGACAUAGUUCAACCGGAAUCUGGAGAUUUGUUGGAGAUCUGGAGAACAAGUAUAGAGAUGGAGAACAAGCAGUUGUUUAUGUCUGCGUUGAGUGUGGGAUUAGGAGUAGGAGUUGGAAUGACGGUGAGUAGGUGGACCAGCGGCGGUGACGAUUCGUCGGGGAUGAGACUCACACCGCAAACGAUGGAGCGAGAGAUGCUGAGUAUGAUUGUUGAUGGCAAAGACAGCAAGGCCACCUUCGACCAAUUUCCCUAUUACCUAAGCGAGCAGACAAGGGUUUUACUUACAAGUGCAGCCUUUGUUUAUCUAAAGAACAUCGACUUCUCCAAACACACAAGGAACCUUUCUCCGGCAAGUCGAACCAUAUUGUUAUCAGGGCCCGCGGAACUUUACCAGCAAAUGCUUGCCAAAGCUUUGGCUCAUUACUUUGAAGCCAAGUUGUUGCUACUAGAUGUCACUGAUUUUUCACUUAAGGUCCAAAGCAAAUAUGGAGGUUCCUAUAAGGAAAAUGCGUUUCAAAGGUCCACUUCAGAAACAACCUUGGCACGAAUGUCCGACUUACUUGGAUCAACCCUAUCUAUGUUUCAAACCAAACAAGAAGCAACAGGGACGUUGCGUAGACAGAGUAGUGUUUCUGAUUUUGGAUCAAGGGGGUCCGAAACUUUCUCAAAUCCUCCGAAUCUUAGGAGAAACGCGUCUUCAUCGACUAAUAUAGAAGAGCUUGCUACAAAAUGUCCGACAAAUCCAUCUCCACUUAGGCGCACAAGCAGCUUGGCUUUCGACGAGAAGCUUUUUAUACAAACGUUAUACAAGGUUAUUACUUUCGUAUCCAAGAGCAGCCCGAUGGUGUUGUAUCUUAGAGACGUUGAGAAGCUUCUAUGCCGAUCACAACGAGUAUACACCCUGUUCCAAAAAAUGCUAAAAAAGAUUUCUGGACCGGUUCUGAUUAUCGGGUCACAAGUUGUGGACUUAGAAAAAGAUUACAGAGAAUUGGAUGAGAGAAUUACGUCGGUUUUCCCGUACAACAUCGAGAUCAAACCUCCUCAAGAAGAAAAUCAUUUGGUUAGUUGGAAAAGUCAACUGGAAGAAGAUAUGAAGAUGAUCCAGUUUCAGGAUAACCGAAAUCAUAUUAGUGAAGUGCUGGCCGCUAAUGAUCUCGACUGUGAUGAUCUCGCGUCUAUUUGCGUGGCUGAUACGAUUGAUCUUAGCAAAUAUAUAGAGGAGAUUGUGGUUUCGGCAAUUUCAUAUCAUUUGACACAUACUAAGAAUCCGGAGUAUCGUAAUGGAAAACUAGUUAUAUCUACCGCAAGUUUGUCGCAUGGAUUGAGUCUGUUCCAGGAAGGUAAAUCUGUUAAAGACACCUCAAAGGAUGUUGGUGGCCCAAAACCAGAAACGAAAGUUGAAAGCGCUCGUCCUAGCGAAGCAGAAGCCUCGGCUCCUAAGAAUACUGAUAAUGUGGCCCCCGCAACGCCAAAAGCUCCAGGAGUACCAGCUGACAAUGAGUUUGAGAAACGCAUAAGGCCCGAAGUGAUACCGGCAAGCGAGAUCGGUGUGACAUUUUCCGAUGUCGGUUCAUUGGACGACAUUAAAGAGUCACUUCAAGAACUAGUAAUGUUACCUCUAAGACGACCCGACUUGUUCAUAGGAGGCCUGCUAAAGCCAUGUAGAGGGAUACUACUAUUCGGGCCACCUGGAACGGGGAAAACUAUGCUUGCAAAGGCAAUCGCUAACGAGGCCGGAGCGAGUUUUAUUAACGUCUCGAUGUCCACCAUUACUUCAAAAUGGUUUGGUGAAGAUGAGAAGAACGUUCGAGCUUUGUUUUCUCUUGCGGCAAAGGUCUCACCGACUAUUAUAUUCGUUGAUGAGGUGGAUAGUAUGCUUGGUCAACGGUCAAGAGCCGGGGAGCAUGAAGCCAUGCGGAAGAUUAAGAACGAGUUCAUGACACAUUGGGACGGGCUGUUGACUAAACCGGGUGAAAGGAUAUUAGUCCUCGCUGCAACCAAUCGUCCGUUUGACCUUGAUGAGGCGAUUAUCAGACGUUUCGAGAGAAGGAUUAUGGUCGGGCUACCGUCUGUGGAAAAUCGGGAAAAGAUAUUGACGACGCUUUUGGCUAAAGAACAGAUCGACGAAGGAUUGAACUUAAAAGAGGUUGCGAAUAUGACGGAAGGAUAUACAGGAAGUGAUCUGAAGAAUCUAUGUAAUACGGCUGCAUAUCGGCCCGUAAGGGAGUUGAUACAACAAGAGAGAUUGAAGGAUAUGGAGAAGAAACGCUUAGCCGAGAGCGGUGUAGGGCCCGAGUCUCCAGAAGAAAAUGAAGAGGAGAAGGUGAUCAAGAUCAGGCCCUUGAAUAUGGAAGACUUCAGGGAAGCCAAGAAUCAGGUGGCGGCAAGCUUUGCAUCGGAGGGAUCAAUAAUGAGCGAGCUGAAGCAAUGGAACGAGCAAUACGGGGAAGGAGGUUCAAGGAAAAAGGAGCAAUUAUCAUAUUUCCUCUAGGUUUUCACCAUACAAGCUAUAAAGUCCAAUAAAAAGUGUUCUAGCCAGCCAGCAAUCAGAUUAAUCAGUUCGUUCGUCAGAAAACUGCGGUUCAGUUCAGUUUGUUGGGUGGCUUACAAUAUUUGAAUGGUUAUUGUGUGUGCUGUAACAUUGUUUGUGUUGUUUUCCACAUAAAAGAGAAUAUGUUUGAUGUUGUUGAGUGCAUUGUACGACGAAUGGUCUCUUGUACGAGGAAUGGUCUUUUGUGUUCUGUUGUAUGAUA